Messenger RNA from Chaetomium fimeti, 1203 nucleotides. RefSeq lists its product as uncharacterized. Gene Ontology annotation, biological process: signal transduction. The transcript is spliced from 2 exons. The coding region runs from base 1 to 1203 and encodes 400 amino acids. Gene Ontology annotation, molecular function: GDP binding; GTP binding; GTPase activity. The record is from RefSeq and is a predicted model, not a curated record. Gene Ontology annotation, cellular component: plasma membrane. NCBI's taxonomy places the organism in Eukaryota, Fungi, Ascomycota, Sordariomycetes, Sordariales, Chaetomiaceae.
AUGGUCAACUCAUUAGUGUGGUCGCCCGAGGAGGCCAAGUACCUCAAGGCGAUAUUUCGCUGGCAAGAAACAGAACCCUCUCUGGACGAGGAACGGAAGCGCCAGCAAGCCGAAGAGGACGAGCGGAGGCGACAGCAAGAAGAGAAGCCAGCGGGCGAGUUCCGGGUACUUGUGAUCGGUGGCCGGGGCACAGGCAAGACGGCUAUCCUGACGAGAUUCGGCCAAGGGACCUUUCACGGCGAAACCGAGCCUCCCGACCCCUUCUACGAGCGAGGCUGCCGCCAUCCGAUCACUCUCGAGGUCACCCCGACAUCUGCCCUCCCGACCUCGGCCACAGCUCACGCCCUCACCACCAGCUCACCCACAACCACAAUCCCGACCCCCAAAGGCACCACGACCAAAUCCUAUUCUGUCCCCCACCUCAGCAGCAGCAAACAACCCUCCUCACCCCCCCUCAAACAUCACCACAACAACCACCACAACCACAACCACAACCACAACAACCAUUACAACCACCACCACCACCAACCCACCCCCCAAAACCCCACCCCCAAGCAACAAACCCAAACCCAAACCCAAACCUACCUAAUCGACGCCCUCGAAAUGCCCUCCAACCAACUCCUCAGCAACCCGCUCCUCGCCCAAGCCCUCUCCAUCACCGAGGCCGCCGUGCUCGUCUACUCGGCGCGCGACGCCGCCUCGCUACAACUCGCCCAGGGGCUAGCCGAGUUCAUGCGCGAGCACUUCGCGCCCGCCUCGCCAACUAGUGUGCGGUCUGGUGGGGUUGGGGGGGUUGAUCGCGGGAGGGCGUAUCCGAUUGUUUUGGUGGGGAAUAAGAGUGAGGUGGAAGAUGCUGGUGGUGAUGGUGGUGGUGGGGGUGAGGAGAAGGUGGUGGUGAGUCGGGCGGUGGGGUUGAGGGCGGCGAGGGGGAUGGGGGUGGCCGGGUGUGGGGUGGCGGAUGUGCCGUUUUUGGAGGUGUCGGCCAAGACGGGGGAGGGGGUGGUGGAGGUGUUUGAGGUGGUCGGGCGCGAGGUGCUGAGGGUGCGGCGGGCGGUGCGGGAGCGCAGGGAGGUGGCCGAACGGGAGAGGUUGAUGUCGGCUGUUGGGUCGGUGCAGACGGCGGGUGGGGAGGGGAGGAGGAGGUGGAGGGCGCUGUGGAGGACGCUGUUUGGGAGACGGGAGGUCGUGGAGGGGGCAAGGUGA